CGGCCGUUCCCGCCGAUGGGCGGCGCGGGCGGGAAGCGGCGGCGGGCGAUGGCGGCGGCCAUGAAGCGGCGGCGCGGGACGGAGCCGGAGCCGGAGCGGGGCUGCCUGAGGGCCUGGGCCGCCCACAGCCGGGCGCUGGUCGAGCGAUGCACGACGGCGCGGUGCGGCGGAGAGGCGCGGCGGCAGCUGCGAGACGAGUUCCGAGAGCUGCUCCUGAGCAUCCGCGGGCUGCCAGCUGCCCUCCCUGCCCUGCCGCUGGAACUCACUGCUCUCUACAACUCCCUGCUUUUCACUGUGGGAGCAUCUGACUCUGUCGUCAAAGGAGAAGCGGAAGGAAUACGCCAGGGGCUCUUCAGGGUUCUGGAGGCUUGUGGGGCCUGCGGAGAGGAUCUUGGCACGGAAGAGCUGUGGGAAAAGGUGCUGCAGGAGGUAACCAUGGAGGAGCUGCAGGCACCUCUGCACCGCCUUGGGGCCCUGCAAGCAGCCUGGUGGCUGGCAGCCAGCCAGCUGGGAAGUGUUGCUGGCCUCUUCCAGCUCCUGAGCACUGCUAAGGACCUGGGAAGAGCUCACUGCAGUGAGGGGCAGAACGAACUCCUCUCCAUGAUCAAGGCAUGGCAGGUCCCUCCUGAGGAAGCCUCCCUGCCCCUUGUACAAAGCGCCAAGGACUUGAAGGAAAUCCUCUGCACUGCAGCAGCCUUCCUGCAAGGGCUGCAGGAGCUGGAGGCUGGGAACCUCCCUGCUGCUCUUUCCCUCCUUCAGGAAGCUGCAGGAGGAUUCUGCUCCAAGAAUAUCCUGGCCCAGAUCUACACCUGCCUUGGCUGCUGUGCUCAGCGAAUGGGCAAGCCUCAGACAGCCCUUCAGCAUCUGAAACGGGCCCUCCAGGCUGAUUUCCAGUGCCUUCCUGCCCUGUCCCACAUGGCAACAGUGUACCAUAAACUGGGAGACACCGAUGCGGAGCUGCAGGCCCUGACCCUACUCUACGAGGCUCUGGGAAAAAACCCUCCAGCAGCUGCUUCCUCUAGUCCCUAUUUCCUCAUGCGAACAGAGCUGCUUGUCCACGCACCAGUACUCACUUCCCUCCUUCGCCAUCACUACCCCUCUGAAGUGAAGUAUCUUCUGGCACAGCGGUGUCUCCAGGAUGGGAGGGUGGCUGAUGCAGUGGAACAUUACCUGGAUUUUCUGUCUCUCCUUCAGGAGGGUUUGCAGCAGCAGGUUCCCAUGGAUGGUAGCUCAGCUCUGCCCAGGAUCCCAGAGGUGUUCCUGGAAGCAGCAUCUGCCUUGGAGCAGGCUGGGAGGCACCAAGAUGCCAUAACUGUGUGUGAGGAGGUCAUCAGCCGGACAACUGACCUCAUUCCACGGGUGUUACGAGUGGAGGAGAGGCUGGAGCAGACAGAGUCCUCAUUGCCAGGGGCAGAACUGGUGGGUGGAUUCCUGUCUAAGAAGAAGGAGAGCAUGUGCUGCCUUGCCUGGAGAGCAGCUGGAUACCUGCAGCAGGGCUGGGCAUGGGCCAAGCUGGGCGAGAGCAAGGAAGCUGUAACACAGUUCAGCAGGUGCCUCAGUGAUCUCCUGCGUGUCCAGCUUCAUGGGUCUGGAGUCAAACAGACAGAGAAUCUCCAGCCAGAAGUGGAGGUGCUCCAGAAGAUCAGGUUGCUCUCUCUCAUUGGGCGAGGUACACAGUUCCUGGAGCUGGGGAGGAAUAAAGAAGCCCUGUUGGAUUUCCAGCACAGUUUGCAGAUCUCACCAGGUGACCCAGCAGCUGCCUCCUACCUGGUGCAGACCUUGUGGAAGAUGAACCGAAAGCAGGAGGCAGCUGCCCAGUGGCUGAAGUUCUCUGAGAGCUCCCCUGGAGACGAUGGGCAGCAGCCAGGGCAGGGAAGACCCCUCCCUUUGUACCUGGUUUCAUGUCUGGAGCAAGCAGUGUUCCCUCACAGUGAAUCUCUUGCCGGAAGCAUACAGGAUUUCCUUGGGGCAGCAACCCAGGACACCCCAAGCUGACCUGGUCAUGCCCACCAUACCCACCUGCUGAGGUCUCCCUGCACCUGGCUGGCACAAGGGCCUUCAAUAACUCCCUCAAGAUUCAGAAUUACUCCAUGAUGAAGCUAGAUUCCCAAAAGACCGAAACAGAAUAGUUCUCCUUUUCUAAUAAAAAAAACCCCAGCUCUGUUUA
Messenger RNA from Taeniopygia guttata (zebra finch), 2167 nucleotides. RefSeq names its product FA complementation group G (gene FANCG). Gene Ontology annotation, cellular component: Fanconi anaemia nuclear complex. NCBI's taxonomy places the organism in Eukaryota, Metazoa, Chordata, Aves, Passeriformes, Estrildidae. The record is from RefSeq and is a predicted model, not a curated record. Gene Ontology annotation, biological process: interstrand cross-link repair. Gene Ontology annotation, molecular function: protein binding.